Messenger RNA from Cryptotermes secundus, 5927 nucleotides. RefSeq names its product cholinephosphotransferase 1 (gene bbc). The transcript has 10 exons. Bases 709 to 2163 code for a protein of 484 amino acids. Gene Ontology annotation, biological process: phosphatidylethanolamine biosynthetic process. The record is from RefSeq and is a predicted model, not a curated record. Gene Ontology annotation, cellular component: Golgi apparatus; endoplasmic reticulum membrane. Gene Ontology annotation, molecular function: diacylglycerol cholinephosphotransferase activity; ethanolaminephosphotransferase activity. NCBI's taxonomy places the organism in Eukaryota, Metazoa, Arthropoda, Insecta, Blattodea, Kalotermitidae.
UUACAUCGGAUACAAUAAAUAUCAAAAUUCUAAUUCUGGUUCACUUUAUUAAUAAAAUUGACAAAAUUGUCACUAUAAAUCCCAGCAGGCGUUUCCAUUGGUUCCGUAGUAUAAUUGUAUGCUGGUUUCAGUCUUUGGGAAGGGGGGUGGGGAGGUUUAUAGGUUUUACAGUGACUUCUUGUUUGUGUCGGGGAAUUAACAGCAAAAAAACAAUCCCUGUCUCUGUUGCUAGGGUUACUUGUUUUAUCAAUCCCCCUUACAGCGGCGAGUAUAAACAAUACACCGAUGACACUGUGCGAACCGCCGUCCAAUCAGCUAGUAGCUCUGAUCGUAAGACCCGUAAGACCACUUCCGAAAGGAAGGGUAACAGUGAGAACAGUGAGCCAGUGAGGAUGGUGAGGGCCGUGAGGACCGUGAUAGCCCAUGUUUUAUUAAGCGAGCGUUAUUACAUUUCUAUAAACUCGAGGUGUUAUAUAUGUUGAGAAGUGGUCAGCGAAAGCAGAGAGCAGCUUCUGUAACCACAUAUUACUUGCUUUGGAAUAGUAGUCCAGUUUUAUCUGUGAAGGAAGUAGGGGUAAUAAGAGAGUAGACACCAUCGGACACUCUGCGUAGUAAGGUGGUGUUAUGUGUAGGUUAUUUAUUAAGUAAAUUCUUAUAUUUAGUAUUUAAAUUUCGAAUUGAUGCAGGUGAGAGUUUAGUGCUGUCGUGAUGUUUUAUAAGGACAAGCUGUUAUCGCCAGCUCAGCUAAAACGCCUUAGCGACCAUAAAUACAGCUGUUCAAGUAUCAGCCUGGUUGACCCUCUUUUACAACCAUGGUGGAAUUGGCUAGUCAGCAAAACACCACUAUGGAUUGCCCCAAAUUUAAUUACCAUCUUAGGCCUAAUUGUGAACAUUAUAACAACGCUUAUCCUCGUAUGGUACAGUCCUGACGCAAAAGCAGAGGCACCGAGAUGGGCGUGUUUCGUCUGUGCUUUGGGUUUAUUUGUGUACCAAAGUUUAGAUGCAAUUGAUGGAAAACAGGCCAGAAGAACAGGCACGUCAAAUCCGCUUGGUGAAUUGUUUGACCAUGGCUGUGACUCCAUUUCUACAGUAUUUGUUGCAUUGUCAGCAUGUAUAGCUGUCCAACUGGGCUACUACCCAACAUGGAUGUUUUUCCAGUGUUUUUGUGCAAUGACACUUUUUUAUUGUGCACACUGGCAAACUUAUGUGUCAGGAACACUAAGGUUUGGCAAAAUUGACGUGACAGAAGCUCAGAUCUCAAUAAUCGUCAUUCAUCUGAUGUCAGCAAUAUUUGGCCCUAGUGUCUGGAUGAUGAAGAUUCCAUUUUUAGAGUAUUUUGAGCUGCGAUAUUUGAUAGGGCUGUUCUCUUUUGUGAUGGCAGUGAUAGUCACAUAUCGCAACUCUGUAAUCGUGUUUACUGGUGGGAUAGGAAAAAACGGCUCCACAUGUGCUCUGCCAUGGUUGGAUGUGGAACUAAAGCUAGUUCCAAUAUAUAUAGCUGUUCUGGUGGCAGCCCUGCUGGCCCAGUCCAAAGUCGCCAUCAUCAUAACUGGUGGUGUUGGCAAGAAUGGGUCAACUGUUGCCGGCACAAGUGUUCUGUCGCCUGUGAUUCCAUUCAGCUUGGUCAUUGUCCCAGCAUUCAUCAUCUAUAGAAAGAGUGUUGAACAUGUGUACGAGAACCAUCCUGCCCUCUACAUACUGGCAUUUGGUAUGGCAGCUGCCAAGGUUACCAACAGACUUGUGGUAGCACACAUGACGAAGAAUGAGUUGGAAUACCUGGACUCAGCUCUGAUUGGCCCAGCCAUGCUGUUCCUUAACCAGUACUUCAAUUUUUUUCUUCCAGAGUAUAUUGUACUGUGGCUGUGUUUGGUGUGGGUGAGCCUGGAUCUCCUUCGUUACUCAGCACAAGUGUGCCUCGAAAUCUGUGAUCACCUGAAGAUUAAGCUUUUCCGGAUACCUUACAGCAAGGCACCACCCUCUGCCUCCACCAUGUCAUUCAGCACACCUGCAGGAGAGAAAAAUGCUUCCCUGCUAUUGAGUUCAGUUCCAAGGAUGUCCAGCAGAGAGCAGCCUAUGCUGUAUGCAUCAUCACAUCAGCAUUUGCCUAUAUCAAAUGAUGAUGAAGAGAACCGAGUUCCACUGCUUGAUGCAGAACAUUCCUGAAGUUUGUCAUUUAUUAUCACACACACACACACACUUCCUUUUGCAACAUUUUUACAGAAAUUUAUCUGCUGCAGGAACAGGGACAAGAAAACUUAAGCAUUCAAACACUUCUAACUAUGAGGAAUGAGGAAAGUGAAGUCAGCUCUGUUUGCCGUUAUUGAUACACUGUUGUGUUGGUAGCUCUGGUUUGUAGCAGCCCUCUUAUAUCAUUUUUCAUGUAACCAAAACAUACAUAGUUUAAUACAUCGGCGUACCAUUUGCUUCGUGUUGCUUUUGUAUUUAAAAUAUCUGUACAACUUAAAAGUUUUAAAAUAAAAGCCUCAAAAUUAUUUAAAAACUUCAUAUGCCAAGUAAAUAAAUUUCAAUUUUUAUUCCUUCAUACUUCAGUUAUUGUGGUAGCUAACAUAAUUCACCCAGAUUGAUGUCUCAUAUCUGCCAUCAGAUUAUAUUAUGAAGGGUGAGCAUAAAUGUCCAUCAUAAAUUCAGUUAUGUUCUUUUAUGCGUUCCUACAAGUUCACACUUAAAUAACCCUGUAUUGUAAAGAGUGGACAUAAUUGACCCUUGCACCAUGAACAGUUAUGGUCUUUUGUGCUUUCCUAUAGAAUCACCCUUACACAACUCUGCAUUAUGUAGGCUGGGACUAAGUGGCCCUUGCCCUUAUUGGGGUCCUACUGCAGUCAGUAGGAUUUGCAGAAUAAUCUCUGAAAUGAUAACAUCUGAGUCAUAUGAGUUUCUUGUAGUUACAUAAUAUUUAAGGCUCUUUUCCCAUUUAUUGGAAUGUCUACUGCAGACUGAAUUAUCUGCUACACCCAGUUUGAAUAAGAGUCCCUAUCAGUGACAGGUUCCUGUUAAUAUUCCUAUCAUAUGUGAUUGGUUAUCUUCACUGUUUUGACAACAUCACUUCAUCCAUAGUAGGUACACCAGAAACCUUUGUUUCUAUAAUCACACCUGACAAAUGACAGAAAACUAAAUGAGGUAUGUGUCUGUUGGGGUGGAGGUGUGCACAUGUGGUACAGUGCUGCUGCCUUGUAGUUUUGGAGACAUAUACAGUUGGCAUAUUAACCUCUUUACUGCUCACAUGAGAUUCCAGAAGGUUUUGUGUUUUGGUAGUGAUGUCACUGAAGACAUUACUUUUUGAUGGAUAUGCCUAAAAUCAGAAUGUUAUCAGUUGCUUAAUAAAAAUGUUCGCAGUCAAAUGAAAAGACAUUGUGACAAAGUCAACAGUUAAAUGGUUGUCAUGAUUAGACUGUAGUCAUAUUUUGGAUAUGACAGCUGUUUUUGGUUGCCAGUCUAUUUUGAGAAAAGCAUGUAAAACUAAUUGCAAACAAAGGCUGUUUUAUCAUAGUACUGUUGAUUCAAAUAAAUUUCUCAUUGAAACAUUGUAUAACCAAACAUUUUGUGAUCAGUUCUGUGAGAAAUAGUGCAGUGAAUAAUAUGAUCUGUAGAAUGCAGUUUAUCGUGCUAUUUUUAGUGCUAUAUCUUGAGAGAUAUACAGUGUGUAACACCAAAUAUAGAUAUAUACCUUCUUCAAGUUGGAAUGAUGAAUAUGUCUGCCAUCAUAUAUUUUCAGUCUAUAUGAUGAAUGGAAUAAUGACAGUCAUUCUAUGCUGAAGCACAAAAUUAGCAGUAUUCUCAGUUCAUCGAUGUGCAGUAUUAUUCACUUCCAAGGCCUCUAUGGUACAUUCCAAAAAUGACUGACUUUGAGAGAUUAAUGUAUUUGAAGGCCGUUCAUCAUGGUAAGUCUGAUUUCAUAACCUCGUCAUUUUCAAUUGAUGGAAAUUAUGUGGCCACAACACAGAAAUGGUCAAGCUGUGACAAAGUAAAUUUAUGGGUAUGUCAGUCAUUUUAGAUCUGACAGGAUACUCCUUUUGUGAUCUUGCCUACUGAACCAUUAUUCAUUACAUUCAGUCAGCUGCCAGUCACUAUAUAUAUAUAACAUAUUUAAAAGCAUGAAAGUGGCACAUGGAUCAGAGAAUAGACAAAUUCAAUCUGCUGACCCCCACUUCAGAAAUGUUGUGACUUUUGUAUGGUGUAAGGUUGAGAAGUUCCCUGAGGUAAGAAUUCAUAGUGGUCUUCUUGGCUGUGAUAAUCACGUAGUCUGGUAGGUAGGGAAGAUGCCUCCAUCUUUAGGGUAGAUUUUUUACCCUGAAGAUGGAGGUGGUAUGUUCCUCCAAAACAUUGGUGCCUACCUGCAAACUACAUGGUAUCAUAACCCAGAAAACCGCAAUGUGAUCAUGCAUAUGAUAACUUUAUAUGCUUAAAAAAGAAAAUGCAAGAAAAUAUGACUUACAGCUGAGCUGAUGAAGGGAAUUUAAACCUGUUACAUAGUUAGAAGCUUCAUUCUAGAAUUCAGAACUAUGCAUAUACAAGAUGAUUCAGAAGAAUAUAUGGUUACUUCACUUGUAUGCUUAGAGAAUCACUUACAUUGUAAGAAUAUCAAGAAUAGUCUGUGGAAUUAGCUUCAUUAUAGAGUUACUUCAUUUCAAGCUUUUCCACAUGUAACUACAUAAAAGAAGAUGAAUGAGCAGAUGGUAGUGAUAGCAUAAAGUCCAUUGAAAUUUCAGUGGGAAAUUAUUGCAAUUUUCAACAUCAUACCUGGUCACAGUGUAUUUAUUUAACUGUGAUGUACUUUUAUAUAUGUUAUAGUCUUCAAGAGAUACUUUAAAAUCACUUCAUUGAAUAUGCACACUGUAAACUUGAAAAGUUUUGUUAAAAUGGCUACAUUUAUACUAAGAUACUGAACUUUAUGCAAUAAAACUAUACACAAAACAGUGCUCUUAUCUGGAUGUAUGCUAAGAACUUAUUUUGAUAAUGGUGGACACUGCAGUACUGACUCAGGAAUCAUUCCACCACCAUUAAUUGCUGCCAUCUUCUGCUCCUGUUUAUAAGUACUACCAUAACAUACAUAUCAGAACAGCAAGUGUUGGCAUUCUAUAUACAUGGAUUAUUACAACUGAAUGAGUCCAUUUGAGGAAUAUGGAGCACCACAGAGGUUACAGUGUAUAUUUACUUGCCCAUACACUCAGCACUACUGGCCUUUCAACUGGGAACUCUGUGCAGAAAACUGUGGACCACCAUCAUUGUUCCUGAACAUUUUUCAUUCUGAGCAUGAAAGUGAUGUAUUUAAGUACUUGUCUGAAUCAUUCUCCACCUGCUUUUUGUUACCAUUAUCUACUAAAUGUUUGUGGGGUGAAGCUUACAGUUUCUUUGUUGCCAGAUGUCAGCAUGAACUAUUACUGACAUAUUUCCUUACUACAAUAAAUUCUUAUCAAUACUUGCCUUGAAUACUGAAUUCGUGCCAGCAGCUGUCUUAGGCAGUGGUUGCUUUCUAAAAUUUUUUUUUGAAACUGAAAUUUCCCAAAGAGUUCAUUAACAAGGAAUUGGAAUACAUGAUCUAUAAAUUUCAUUUUAAAAGUCAGAAAUAAUUACAAUGCAAAACUUUAUUCUAAAUUUCACUUCUACAACAAAUAGUUCUUGAGUUUUGAGAUUCUAAUGGUAGUAAAUAUUAGGAGUAAAGUGUUGUGGAAUGUGACACCAUGUAGUUUGGAAGACAGGUACCAGAUGUUCUGGAGGUACUUGUUGCCUGAUUUUCAAGAAAAAAGACACAAGUAGUGAAUGUAAAAGAAAAACAGACACAAUGAAUAAGAUGAUGGUAACAAAAUAUCUUGAGUUAAUAGCAGAGUGGUCAGAAUUACUGGGUUUUUGGACUGUGCUCAUUGUCUGUUAUUCUAAAAAUCACAACGUUUCAGAAACUGGAGCUGUUU